GAAGUUUAAUCAUUGAACCGAUCACCCUGGAUGGAUUUAUUUCUGGACUCGAUUCCCCAGGAGCUCCACUAUCUCACCCUGAGGGAAAUGCCUCAACUGAAGUUUCUCUAGCUCCAGCUUUGAAUCAAGACCUGUUGCUUUGGAGUUACUCACAGCAUCUCUGUCGCUACUGGCUCAUCCAUCUCCUUCAAGAAAAUGUUUGCCGUCCACUUGCUAGCUUUCCAUUUCACAAAGCUAAAAGAGGAUCAAAUCAAAAAGGUUGACAGGUACCUGUACCACAUGCGCCUCUCCGACGAUGUCUUGCUGGACGUGAUGGCUCGCUUCCAGGCCGAGAUGGCCAAGGGCCUGGGCAGAGACACCAACCCCACGGCCACGGUGAAAAUGCUGCCCACCUUUGUGCGCUCGCUUCCCGAUGGCUCCGAGAAGGGUGACUUCCUUGCUGCUGACGUGGGUGGCUCCCAGUUUUGUGCCCAUCUUGUGAAGGUGUUUGAUGACGGGAAGCAGAGCAGACAGCUGGAGAGCAAGUUUUAUCCCACGCCCAAGGAGGUCAUACAGGGGAACGGAACUGAGCUCUUCGAUUACAUCGUCGACUGUCUGGUAGACUUCAUGGAAACCAAAAACCUGAAGCAUAAGAAGUUACCUCUCGGCUUUACGUUUUCUUUUCCGUGCAAACAGACCAAACUGGAAGAGGGGUUUCUUCUUGGAUGGACAAAACACUUCAAGGUCCGAGGAGUUCAGGACACAGACGUGGUCAGUUCUCUGCGCAAGGCCCUCCAGAAGCAUAAGGACAUAGAUCUUGAUGUCUUGGCUCUGGUCAAUGACACUGUGGGAACCAUGAUGACUUGUGGCUAUGAUGAUCCACGCUGUGAAGUUGGCCUCAUAAUUGGGACCGGCACUAACGCGUGCUACAUGGAGGAUAUGAGGCACAUCGACCUGGUGGAAGGUGAUGAAGGGAGGAUGUGCAUCAACACAGAGUGGGGAGCCUUCGGAGAUGACGGCGCUUUGGAUGACCUCCGCACAGAGUUCGAUCGGGAGAUCGACCUUGGAUCUCUCAACCCUGGAAAGCAAUUGUUUGAGAAGAUGAUCAGCAGCCUCUAUCUGGGGGAACUUGUAAGGCUCGUACUCCUAAAAAUGACUAAGGAAGGUCUGCUCUUCAAUGGGAAAGUGUCAACAGCUCUGCUCACCAAGGGCAAGAUUGAAAUGAAACAUGUCUGUGCAAUGGAGAAAUAUAAGGAAGGUCUGAGCAACACAAAAGAGAUCCUUACAGAGCUGAACCUAUUUCCCUCUGAAGAGGACUGCAUUGCCGUUCAGCAUGUCUGCACCAUCAUUUCCUUCCGCUCGGCCAACCUCUGUGCCGCUGCCCUUGCAGCCAUACUGACCCGGCUGAGAGAGAAUAAAAAGCUGCUAAGGAUGCGAACCACUGUUGGGAUUGAUGGAGGGCUCUAUAAAUUCCACCCUCAAUAUGCCAAACGCCUGCACAAGGUGGUGAGAAGGCUGGUGCCAAACUGUGAUGUUCGCUUUGUCCUCUCUCUGAAAGGCAGCGGGACAGGGGCUGCCAUGGUCACGGCGGUGGGAUACCGGCUGGCCGCUCAGCGCAAGCAAAUCGAUGCUGCUCUCGCACCGUUUCUGCUGUCCCUGGACACCCUGAGAGAAGUGAAGAACAAAAUGAGGACUGAGCUGGAGUAUGGGCUAAAGCGAGAGACGCAAGCCAGUGCCUCAGUGAAGAUGUUACCCACUUAUGUUUGUGGGACACCAGAUGGAACAGAGAAAGGGAAGUUCCUUGCCCUCGACCUUGGUGGGACAAACUUCAGGGUUCUGCUGGUCAAAAUCAGAAGUGGGAGAAGAAGAUCAGUGCAAAUGUAUAACAAAAUCUUUGCUAUUCCUUUGGAGAUCAUGCAAGGGACAGGGGAAGAGCUCUUUGACCAUAUUGUCCAGUGCAUAGCAGACUUUCUGGAGUAUAUGGGGCUUAAAGGUGCUCGACUGCCUCUGGGCUUCACCUUCUCCUUUCCAUGUAGGCAAGCCAGCAUUGAUAAGGGGACACUUGUGGGAUGGACAAAAGGUUUCAAGGCAACGGACUGUGAGGGGGAAGAUGUUGUUGAUAUGCUGAGAGAGGCUAUCAGGAGAAGAAAUGAGUUUGACUUGGACAUUGUAGCAGUGGUGAAUGACACCGUUGGGACAAUGAUGACAUGCGGAUAUGAGGAUCCCAACUGUGAGAUUGGCCUUAUUGCAGGAACAGGCAGCAAUGUGUGCUACAUGGAGGACAUGAAAAACAUAGAAAUAGUGGAAGGAAACGAAGGGAAAAUGUGCAUCAACACUGAAUGGGGAGGAUUUGGUGACAAUGGCUGCAUCGACAACAUCAGAACAAAAUAUGAUACAGAAGUAGAUGAAGGUUCACUAAACCCAGGGAAACAGAGGUAUGAAAAAAUGACCAGUGGAAUGUACCUAGGUGAAAUAGUGAGGCAAAUUUUGAUCGACUUAACCAAACAAGGGCUGCUGUUCAGAGGACAGAUUUCGGAAUCGCUCAGGAAAAGAGGCAUAUUUGAAACAAAAUUCCUGUCUCAGAUCGAGAGUGACCGGCUCGCUCUCCUCCAAGUCCGUCGAAUUCUGCAGCAGCUUGGCUUGGACAGCACGUGUGAAGACAGCAUCAUUGUGAAAGAGGUGUGUGGAGCUGUUUCAAGAAGAGCUGCUCAGCUCUGUGGAGCAGGACUGGCCGCUAUUGUAGAGAAGAAGAGAGAAAACCGAGGUGUGGAGCACCUGCAAAUCACUGUUGGAGUAGAUGGAACUCUGUACAAGUUGCAUCCACACUUUUCUAGGGUCCUGCAGGAAACAGUGAAGGAGCUGGCACCUCAGUGUGAUGUGACUUUCAUGCUUUCUGAAGAUGGAAGUGGGAAGGGAGCUGCCCUCAUUACAGCAGUAGCAAAAAGGUUGCAUAAUGUUGGACAGAAGUGAAAAUGAGAGGUCAAGUCAUUUCAGCACUGCCAGGCGUGCGCACUAGAGUUGAUGAGUGGUGAUUCAGGAUAGCUUGGCUAGGCACCAGUACACAGGUACCUGUUUUCAGGGAGCAGCUGGUUUUUGACCAACCAAGAUUGUGGAAUUUUGUUCUUUGUUAACUUGGAUGAAGUGUUUCUGCUCCCCACUGGCAUUAUGUCUUGGCAUACUGCAACCUACUUGGUUCUGUAGCUCUUGCAAUGCGUCUGUAAUGCACAUGGGAGAGUGAAAACAAAACAAAAUAAACCCCAACUGUGUCUUUUUGCAAUGGUUCAAUGAAGCUACUGCACUACAAGUGAAGUCUAUCACCAGUUUCUUAGGGUUUUUUGGUGUGUUUUAGUUUUGGCUUGGCCUGGCUCAAGGGAUGUUGAGAUGCUGUUGGCACACCUGUCUAGUGGGCGUAUUUCUUCAGCACUUCAAAGGUUUUACAAUAAAUCAACAGGUAAAAUAAAAGUAAUGGACUUUGGUCAGUGAUGCUUCCCCCUCUGCUACCUUGGUUGCGAGUUUAUCAUGAUGUAAAACUUUUCUGGGUGCAGCAGGCGUGUUUGAUAGAUGAAAGUAAAGGACAAAAAUGUGAUUCCACAAAACGUGUGUCAAAAAUACAUCAGUGCGUCUCAAUGCGCAUAAACCUCAAUCCACACUGCCUGGAUUCUGGCUGUGACUGAAUUCUUUUGAUGCUGGGGGCAUGAGGGAAUGUAGGAGCUGCUACAGGGUCUCCUAUGUCUGUGUCAGGGCUACAUAGAGAUUAUCAGCUCUGUCCUUGGGUCACCAAUUUAGCUCCAUAGAGGAAAAAAGAAAAAUCACCUGAAUUUUGCCUGUUUUCCCCCUUAUCUCCUUGCCUGUUCAUGAGAGGAUAGUUUGUGCAGAGGAGUUUAGCCUUGGUUUUUGUUUUCUGCUGUGUGCUGCUCUGCCUAUCUGUGUAGUCUGUAAAUAAAUGUGUGGUGCUGUGA
Messenger RNA from Pogoniulus pusillus (Red-fronted tinkerbird), 3938 nucleotides. Its product is annotated as hexokinase HKDC1-like. Lineage: Eukaryota; Metazoa; Chordata; Aves; Piciformes; Lybiidae. Gene Ontology annotation, cellular component: cytosol; mitochondrion. The coding region runs from base 196 to 2949 and encodes 917 amino acids. Gene Ontology annotation, biological process: glycolytic process; intracellular glucose homeostasis; glucose metabolic process. The record is from RefSeq and is a predicted model, not a curated record. Gene Ontology annotation, molecular function: D-glucose binding; mannokinase activity; glucokinase activity. The transcript has 18 exons.